Molecule: messenger RNA, 438 nt
Organism: Iphiclides podalirius (scarce swallowtail)
Lineage: Eukaryota; Metazoa; Arthropoda; Insecta; Lepidoptera; Papilionidae
Source: the annotation of a GenBank genome assembly
AUGCACCAACACAACGCUGCAGUGUUCACGGUGCUCGCAAUCUCAAUAGCGCUCGCGUCAGAAGUGACAGCUCAAGGCGCCCCCCGCUCCGAAGCCGAACUUACUUUUGCCGAGACCCUCUACGUACGCCUGUCCGGCGCAUCGUCCCUGUGUUAUAUAGAUGGCCUCACGGUUCGUGCAAACGAUAUCGAGGUAACUGAGAACCUGACAGCAGAUGCUAAGAUUAUAGCAGUACGUCCUGGUAUGCACACGGUAAUUAUCUCUGAUAACACAAACACAAAUCUGAAGGGAGCAGAUGCAGAAUUAAAGUGCAGCAUAGCCGAGCUGAACACGGGUACAGUCCGCGAAGCUGCUGCUGAACUUGGUGUAGAAGUGAGAUUCAUUCCACCUGGUGCUCCUGAGAUGGGAGAGGGUCAUGGAAGAGAAUGGUACGUACGG